CAAUGACGGUCGCAGUUCGAAGUUAAAAAAAUACAUUUCAAUUUCCUCAAAUACUUUCAUAGUUUUAGCUUUAAACAACAUCUAAAGGUCUGAAUUGUGAAGAUUUAAUAUUCUAAUUAAUUUUUCUUCAAAAUGACGGAGUUAUUUACUCACUACGAGCAACAGUUCGGAAAUAUCAGCGCUGAAAUCACGGCGAAAAUUUGCAAGAUUCCGAACCUUCACGGAUGUGAGUUUAAUUGUGAAUUUGACAAUUUGUUGAAAUUGACUCGUGUUGUAGCUUCUUUUAAACUUAAAACAGCGUUAUUUUAUUUUUUCCUUUAGCAUCGAAGAAGGGUGCAGUCAGCGACGUCGAACGAUGCUUUGAUGAAGCUCGUGAAUUGGUAAGAAACGAAAGAGUAAUGAUUUCAAGAUUGAAAGAUAUUAUUGUGUUUGUGUAUGCGUCUUAUUCCCUUUACAUCUGUAAGAUUCGAUAAACAUUUAAUUUUGACAGCCGUCUUUUAUCCACACAAUGGUUUGGCUCGUUAGCUCUUUAAGAUUGCUCAAAACUCUCAGUAUCAUUAUUAAAGUUUAUUCAGAUGUCAAUUUGAUAAAAAUCUAAAAAACUCUGAAAACACGGUUUCUUUUUGUCACUACGAUUGUUCUUUCCUUCUCUUAAAUCUUAGUAGAUAAAUAUAUUUGGCAUUUCAUUUUUAAUAAAGUAACGCUUCCCCCAAGAACGAUAGAAAACUCAACAACGCAGCAGGAUCUAGACGGUAGUGUGUUUCCAAUUAACGUAUUAAAAUCCAGCUCUGUGAUUGGCUAGAAAACGAAAAAGGCUAAAAACUGAUAGUAAAAUAUUGAAAAUUUCCUUGAAAUUCUAAGGUUCCAUAUAUGGAAUUUGGCUAUUGUUUCGUAUAUGUAAAUUUAAAGAGACUCUUAUGUGGGGUUAAGCGAGGCCCUGCCAAGGUAAAUUCUGACAAGCGACAUGGCCCAAAAAGUAGCGACAGUGCGUAAAAUGAAAUCGCGACAAGAGACAACCUCCCUCGGCUAAAUUGCAACGGUGACGGCAAAGCCAACAAUAAGCGACAAGCAUUAUUUUAUAACAGUACCGACACGAGACGUUUUAAAAUUCAGAUGGGCGACAUGGGACCCCCCCUUGGCAGGGCCUCUUAAUAACCAUAGUUAUGGCCCAUCUUGACCUUUUCACUGAGUAUCCAUCAUUUUCUUUUGUUAUCUCAGCCAGAAAUCAGUGGUUAUUCCUAGCCCUUUUUUAAUUGUAAAUUUUAUGUAUCUUUUUUCUAAAAUUGAUAGUACGUUAAUAUAUUAUGCCUUUUGUGACUGUAUGCCAAAUUAUUUUCACUUUGAAGGCAUUUUAGUGAUCCACGUGCAUCAUACUCAUGAACCUGUCAAAAAAUGAUGAAAGAAAAGUAAAAUAUUGUUCCCUGGACUGUUAUCAGAGAAAAUGCGCAGUUCCUACAUACGAUUUUUUUCCCUUUUUGUAUCUGCAAAGAUUAAUAGAAAAUAAAUACAGUAAGCAAAAUCUCAGCAAAAUUAUUGGGCUUUAAUAAAUAGAAUUUUCUUCAAACAAUUUGAAUUUCAUGCCAAGUGGCCUUUUAACCAAUGAGAAGGCUCAUCUGAGGCUUUAAUAUUCACAUGUUGGCUCACCAUAGGAAAAAACGGCCAUCAUUGCCGUGGCCUAUUGUUUUUCACCAUAGGUUUUAUGCAAAGCGUUCCUUAAUUUUUUUAUUCAGUUUUCCCUUCAAAAUGACUAUUUAUCAGAGUAUUAGAUCUUGAUCUAUUUUUCUACAAAGUUUUAGCUUGCAUUGUUUAUCUUGGCACAUGUAGGUGUUUUACUUCCUUAUUAUCUAACUCCCAACUUUUGCCAAGUCGCGUGCUUGAGAGUUUUGUAUCCAUAUUACCUGACUGUCUGAAAAAAUAUGAACCUUGCCGAUGAUGUUCUGAUGACUUCCAAAAUUUAGCAAAGAUUCCCAGAUUUCCGAGGGUCACCAAACUGUAGUGGGGGCGCCAAACAAGUCUUGGUGCAAUCUUGCUUAGAUCACGCAUAUCUUGGCAAGAUUACCAAGGAAAGGUAUUGUGACAUCGUCCUGAGAUCACCUUUAUACCUGAGAUUGUGCAUAACAUAUUUGUUGGUAUUUUUUGGAAUAAAAUAUUAAUUGUGCCUUAUUCAUGUGAAACUGUCCUAUAUUCAUGAGAUCAAAGUUUUUUAUCCUUAGGCAUAUAACACACACAUAAUAGGUGUGAGUUGGCAGGUAUGUAUUUUACUCAAAAAGUCGUCCUUCCCUGAAUAUCAUUAGACACUGUGAUUUUUCUUUUCUAGAUAGAACAAAUGGAGUUGGAAGUUAGAGAAGUUACAGGUGAAGAGAAAGCAAGAUUAAAUAACAGACUCAAAGCCUACAAAAAUGAAAUGCAGAGAUUUGAGCAAGACUUGGUAAGCAGCCAAAUAAAAAUACAUGUUUAUGGCCUGAGUAGGUGCACCUCUUAAAUUAGCUUUUUGCGGGCUCCUCUUGUCGCCCGCAAUCCUAAUCUCCAGGUUGUUAUUAUGAAUGCUUCGCAUGUAUGUAGCCAGCAUUCGUUUGGACUUCCACUAAGAAUGAAUGGAAUGCACAGAACUUAAUGUGAUCACGCGCAUUUGGACCUUCUGUCAUUCAUAAUAUGAUCAUGCGUGUUUUGACCAUCUGUCACGUGAAACUUACACAAAGCACGUCGAUUGACCACACUCCAUAACCUUUGGUUAUUACUAACCUAGUAUGUAGUUACCAUCUUUGAUUUUGAAAGGAGAAGUUCAAUUGGGUUCAGAAAAUGAUUAGUUUUGAUGAGGCUCUCUUAAGUGGAGUGCAGAUGUCCAGUGAAUUUCAAACCCAAGUGGAAAAACAUGCAACAAACAUGCGAGUAGAAAAUUGUAAACAAAGGCACAAUGCAGGGCAGUGUUAAUGGAUCAUAUCUUUUAAAUUUGUUCCUUAACGACUUAGAAAUAGAUGAGCAUGACGAUAUAGCUUUAUUUAAAUAUACUGACGAUACUACCGUCUUAGUAUUAUAUGCUCACUAGAGGUUUAUCUGAUCGAUCUGACUUUGCCUUUGCCAAAUGUGUGGACUAGAUGUUUGCAAAUGGCAUAUGGAUGCAAGUAGUAAAUGCAACGAAUUACUCUUGCAUAAGAAAGGGAACCCAACAGCUUAUCCAGUGUUACAUAAUAUCAAGCAAUAUAAUUAUCCCCUUGUUGAGAGUUACAAUACGAAGUAAUUGUACAUGUAAGUUUAGUUUGCAUGUUAAAGCCAAACUUAAUGAAGCCAACAAAUGUUUAUAAAAUUAAUAUAACUUGAAGUCUGUGCAAGGAAGGAUAUACACAAGGAGAAAAUGACCUUCUUUUUAAUGCGAUUGUGCUGCCUAAAUUUAUUUGAUGUAUGGCCUUUCAUUUUACGCGGCUAGCAUUGCAGACCUCACCUCUGUGCAAAGCUUUUUAACAAGAUGUCACAAGAGACGCUAUAUGUCUGUUAGUUAUAACAUCAAUAACUUAUUGGAAAAAAGUGACCACCAUCUCUUUUUUGAACUGAAAGAUUGCGACCGUCCAUUAAAUAAUCUCCUCCCCUGGUAUAAGGACUCAUCAGAGCGACUUAGAAGAAAUAGAUCCAUUGUAACUGAGACCCAGUGUAAAUACUGAGCGUUUUAAAAAUAGCUUUUUUAACAGAUUAGUAUUUAAGUGUAACUUACAUAGCCGUAUAGAUUUUCAAUUUUCGUAUUUGACUUAAUUUACUUGUAUAAAUGUCUUAAACUAGGUUUUUAAUUUUUUUUUCUUUAUUUGGAUACAACUUUGUACUUUGCGAUUUAUUGUUUCUUGACAUUUCAAUGUAACCUCUGAUAUGUAUUUUUCUCCAUUGAAUAUAGACUUAUUUCAUAGGAAAAUAGAGGAAAAAUAGCACCAAAAGAAAUCUCUAGGGUAGCUGUUUUAUUCCCCACCUACUUGUUGUAUUUGCCUGGCAACUUGAAAUCUUAGCGACUUCCCUGUUGGGGGUUGGAAGUUUUCGCUAUUAAAAGCUCUUUUAUCAGUCUGCUACUCAUUUCAUAGAAAGCAGUCCAGUAAAACUAAUUAGGGGAUGCCUCUCAAUUUUCUCUUUCACUUCUACAGAAAAAAGCCAGAGUAGCUUUCUCUGACCAGGAAGGCAGAAAUGAAUUGCUUGGAGGCGAAGAUUCACAGUACAGUUCUGAAGAUCAGGUAAUUUUUUAUCCCAGAAUGAUAUUUAAUCAUUUUACUUCCAAAGGUAGCCUCAGCCACAAAGAUAUUGUCGUCAAUUUCAGCUGGAUGUUUAUUUCUAUUUAUUUUGUUCCAUCAUUCAGGUUAAACCCAUAAUGAUUAUAAACAUUUUUUUUAAUACAUCUGCAUUCAUUUUCAAGAGAGCAAGAUUAUUAGACAACACUGAAAGAUUGGAGAGGUCUGGAAGGCAACUGGAGGAAGGUUAUAAGAUGUGUGUAGAGACAGGUGAGACUUACGAUAUAAUACUGUAAAUCCUCUAUUAAGCCCCCCAGGGGGGCUUAUUUAUUUCAAGCCCAUUUGGGGGUGGGGGGGGGGGCUUAAAAGAAACAGGGUGCUUAUUUGAGAGGGGGGGCUCAUUAACUUGAGAAACGACGAUUGUAUCAGUUCGCCAUAAAGAACUAGAAUACAAAGUGGAAAAGCUCAAGUACAAGAAGUUUUAGGUCAUACCACCAAGGAUCAGUUGGUAAAUAAACCAUCAGUCCACACGAAGUUUUACAGUAUUGAUUAAUUAAUACAUUCUAUCAUUAAUUAGUGAAGAAUAAUUAGAGAAGGGGAGGAGAGGUGGGCUUAUUAAUUUUCUUCCCCUGAAAAGGGGGAUUAUUAGAGGGAGGGGUUUAUCAAGACGGGGGCUUAACAGAGGAUUUACGGGUUAUAGAUUUAACUAAGGCCAAAAGCAAAGCUCUUGUGGCCAGUGGGAUACUUUGAGAAAAGUCUUUCUGCUGUAAUUGGACUCCAAACUAGUAAGUUUGACAUUUCACAUCCGCUAACAUAAACGGGUGAACGUAUGUACGGACAAUUUUGUCACAAAAAAAAUUUCUAGGAUGCAUAGAUAACCAAAUUUUAUUGCCCAUGGUGCUCCGCUGCGUGCACUUUGCGCGGGCGAGAGCUCCGCUAAGAAACUGAUAAUAUGUUACAAGAGGCGUUGUCUCAAUUGUGGCGGGAUGUUUCGGAAUCGGCCGUGGGAUAACACUUCUUGGCCAAAAGACUUGACUGAAAUCAGAAACUGCACAUGAAAAUUCUCUGGCACUCUUCGUGAAUAUGCUUGUUACAACCUGACGUUUGGUUGUGAUCUCAUUCGCUCAGAAGCCCUUUAAGCUAAUUAAUCCAGGCUGACCACAUGAUUGCAGUGAUAGACCUCGCCUGAUAAAUUGUUCUCCUGUGUUGAUACCAGGGUAGUCAAAUUUUGAAAAAAUGCUGUUAAUUUGAGUGCAUCUCUUUCCCUUUCAGAACAAAUAGGAGUCGAUAUUAUGAAUAAUUUACAUAGGGACCGAGAAGUCAUGGAGCGUGCAAGAGAAAGAGUACGUAUAUGAAGUAUCUUUACAGAUAAAAUAGGAGCGAGGUUUUUUAGAGGUUUUUAGUUCUAAGAAUAGGGUCUUGGUGGGAUUAAUCAUGACCCAUAUAACGAUCAUAAAUUUAGUCGUACGUCAUCAUGGAAGCUGUUAUGCACCCCAGGGGGAAGGGAUACUCCCGUUAAUGGCCUAAACGGAAAGGACCAGCCUAGAAGUGGUACCUUUUUCAGGUUUCAGGUAUAUGAAAAGUUCGGGACUUCACUUGUUGAAGUAUAUGAAAGGGUAGGAAGAUCUGUCAAGAACACCAAAACAAACCUUUGUAAAAAUGUGUAACUUAGCAAGUAAUAUAACAGGUUUAGAGUUUUUUUUUUAACCUUGCCAUUGACUUUUAUUGUAACUAUUUCGUAAUAACUGUGUCCUUGGCGUGGGCUGCAAGGUGAUUAUUACUGAAAUGGUACCUACCUACCUCGUUUCCUCCAUACCACCCCCCUCCCCUUCGUAGACUCAACUCCGUCCCCCAAGCCGAAGGAAAACAGCGGAAAGAGAGUGUGCUCACAGACUAUGGUAACAAUGUUUCAGAGCACACAUUUUUUCCACGCAGUCAGCAAAAAACUUUUGUAACCCUUUGGCAGUUACGGUACCAGUCCACCUAGUCAAAUACGAACCCACUCGAUCAAAAAUCAGCCUUUGGGUCUGGUGUUUAAACAUAUUUUGGUCUUUUUAGACUCGAGGAACCGACAAGAAUCUAACUAAAAGCUCUCGGAUUUUAACUGGAAUGAUGAGAAGGUAAUUAUAGAUAAAUUAGCAAAUAAAUACAAGUCUUCCUCUUCCGUCUUCUUCUUUUCUCCGAUUUUAAGCCCUUUUUUCCAUGUGCAGCAAACGUCUUUGACCCACUGUUCAGCAAACUGCUUUGCGUCAUUGUAGUUGCGAAACGAUCACUUUCGCAGCUUUUAGAGCUGCAGUUAACAGAGACAAAUUUACUACCAAACUGACUAUCAUUUCGCAGAUGAAUAAAAUCUAUCUUGAGAUUAAAUGAAUUUUUUGUACCAACAAGGUAACAUCAUUGUAGUGAAUACGUGGCACCAGGAGCCCGUAACCCAGAGCGAACGACUUCAAUGUUCUCGGGUCACAGCGUUUUUACCGACCAGUUUAUUUUUCAAUCGCUUUAGGGGCGAAUUUAGAAUACCUUUUGAACCCCACAAACCAGUCGGCAAAACCAAAAGACCUAAAAAUGGUAUUUUGAACUUUUAACCUAAUUUAACAAUUACUGAAUAAGGCUGAGUAUCUUAUGAAGAAUUGUGGAGAUCGAGGAGGAUGUUAUCCGUCGAGGCUGUAGGCCGAGGCGGAUAACAUCGUCCGAAAUCUCCAUAAUUCUUCAUAUGAUACGAAAGCCGAAUUCAAUAAUUGUUUUAUUAUUCAUUCAAAAUCAUUCCUAGUUUAAAAACAAAGCUAAAUUAUGCCUACCUCCAGCGAUGUUAACUGCACCUUCGAUAGUGCACGUUUAGGGUUGUUCAGCUGCGCAAAUAUUCGCCAAACAGCAGAUGUCGCCCUUCGAGUUGUGUUCUUGCUGUUCUUGCCAUGUUUUUAGCUAUAAUUUCGCCUAUUUCUAACUCUUGAAACGACUGAAAUGUCCGCCAUUUUUUGUUUUCACAACCAAAACAACUCAACCUCGUCCCCAGGUCUUCUCGGUAGCGGUGCAUUAACCUGCAAGAACGCUGCAUUUUUGACGUCAUUUCAUCAUUAUACACAAAAUUCUUCCAAAUUUGGUCAUCAGUAACUGGUUAUGGUGAAUUAUGCGUGAGCUUUUAAUGAACAAUAAUGACGUUUAGCUUUCCUUUUUCAUAUUUUAUACUUCGAAUGUUCUCACAGACAGAGCGGACUUUCUCACGGAAUCAAAGGGCUCUAAAAUGUUUCUAAAAAUAAACCGGUCUAUGCCAUGAAAUAAGCCUAGUAUGGGAGUCGCUCGCCCCGGGUUAUGGACUCCUAGUGGCACUAAUCAGCCUACCCACGAAUCUCUCGUCUACCAUGCACAAAUUAGGGAGUUUUAGCAACGGUAGCCUGUACACAGACGUUGUUUUAUUUUUCUUUUCGUUCUUUUCUCUUCUUCCCCACCCCUACCCGCUUGCGCUGUCGGUCAAUAAAUUCCCCGCGGUUUUUUAUUUUUUAUCAUGCGGGCUCGGUGGACUUUGAGGAGAAAAUAGAAGGUCUGCGAACAGGCUGUAGCAACGGCAACGAGGACGUCAAAAAAGCAGCAGGUUUACUUUAGCAAAACAACAAAUCUGCAGGUGCCACACUUUUUUAGUCAUUUCUUUGCCGUCACUGCACGACUAUGACGUGAAAAUGCCUAUUUUCACGUUUUAUGGAGGACAUAAACAAGCGACGACGAAUUUUUCUUCAAUUUCUCCUUCUAAACGUCAGUGCAGUCCCCACUGAAAUCAACUCCAGUAAAAUUCGCCUACAUUUGACAUUUUCAGCGAAUUAGAAUAAACGCGACAAAGAUCGAAAAAUCGCGAAAUCACUUAAAAGUGAUGUUUUUGCUGCCGACCGCGUCGUCGAUGCUAAAGCUCCCUGUUCGUUUAAAAACCGUUAUUGAGUCCGACCAGAAUGAGGCGCGUUAAUCAUUUAGGCACGCAAAGCAGUUUGGGUGAGCAUAGUGCAAUUCCGAUAAAUAAUAUCGUCACGUGACCACUCACGGAAGCUAUUGCCGUCCAUACCCUUCUAAUUUCAUCUGAAUGCUCUAAUUUUUGUUUUCAGGAUAAUCCAAAACAGAAUAAUAAUGGCCAUCAUAUGCCUUGCAAUACUUGGAGUUAUUGGACUUGUCAUAUAUUACGCUACGAAAUAAUAAUAUAUAAUGAAACCGAUGAUAUCUACUUGUAAUCAAGAUUAAUUGAUUUUAUAUGACUGAAUGUGUUAUGAUCGGUCAUCCUUUAGGAAUUUUUAUUUGCAGUCAGACUGUCCACUCUCGCUAUUAUAGUGAGACAAUUCGUAAGACUGGUUUACGCGUCCGGAGCAAGUCUAUGCACAAGAAAAUGGAACGAUUUAUCUUGUCUUGUGCUUGUGCUUAUGCCAUUGCGUGAGUUGUUGAUUCGCAUAACGCAUGCGUGAGUACAAACACAUGUUAGUUUGGUAAACACAUGUAAGUUUGGUUCACUGUGUGCUUAUAACGGAUCUAUUGGUGUACCAAACUAUCUUUUUAAAAGGAGAAAAUCAUCUAGGGUUCCUAAAAACAGUGAAAAUUCCAUAGAAAAUGAUUGUAAAUCUUAGAUCAUGGAAGUCACUGCCUUCCCAAAAGUAAACAUAAAAUAGCGAAGCAAGCUCUUACUCAACAUUUCUUUCUCGGAAAAGGGGUGAGGGAGGGGGUAGAGCAGUGAACAAUGAUGUUCAAUUCAGAUUUCGCCGAGAAAGCUUGUUAGCAGACAAGAAAUUUUUGCUCGUUCGUAGCACUAAAUAUCACUGGUAUCACUUGCAUAGUCAAUCAACUCGCCCAUUACAGAUUACUUCAUAUCAUUUACACCCAUAGAAAGGAUUCACUUUUACAGACAUUCCUUAGUAUCUGACAUUUAAAUCUUGUUAAUAUUUAAUUUAAUUUAAUUAAUUUUCCAAUAGUUGGUGAUGAGAACAAAAGAAUCAUUUCCAAUUAGGUAAACUUACAGGGCGGGUUAUUAUAGCAGAGUGUAGCCCGCCGGUGUUUAACAAACCACAAUGUAAGCCGUUUUCAAUGAGGCCUGGCACAGUAAUUUCGAGAAAAAAUAUACGUAGCCAAGUCUAACAAAAAAGAUUCAUUUGUCCAUUUAACACAACGCAUGGUUGUCGCAAACCGUGAUUUAAGUUUUACAGUCGACCCUCCCGUAACCGACCACCCAAAAUGCAAAGAGUUAGCAUUAGGGAGCUUAAGCAGCGACGUUUUUGAGCGACGCACGUCAACCGGAAGUGAGGUAUUUUCCCUCUUAACAUGCCUUGAUGAUAUAAAAUUUGUAUUCCUUAGCUUCUUUACUGUCAUAGAGGCGAUUUGACUGAAAAUUUGCGCGAAACCACCGUCAAAAAAUGAAAAAAGGCCACUUCCGGUUGACGUGCGUCGCUCAAAAACGUUGCUGCUUAAGCUCCGUAAUGGCAGAUCCAGACCUUGAGAUGAGGGAGGGGUGGGGGCGGUCUCAAUAAUUUUUUUUUCGGCCCUCAGUUUGGUCUAAAAACAAGGUGGGGGGGGAGGGGGUCUCCCCUCGAUCCCCCACUGGUUAAUGGUCGCUUACAGGAGGUGGCAGCCGAAGAGAAUUGAACCAGAGGGAGUCUCUUCCAAGAAGAGGUCCGUCCACUUCUACUUUUGGGAAGGGAAUCAAUACGUGUAAUUUUUAAGUAAUGAUAUUUGUAAUAGAGAGUUUAAGAUUCACGUUUACGCCAAACGGCAAACGUCAGAUUCAAGUUGAGAAUUUCUCAGAAUAAAAAAUAAGCAGAUGAAAACUGUCCAGAACAAUUCUUAUGUAUAAAACUGGCGUGAAACUACUUAUUUUUUAGUAGAAGUAAUAAACAGUUAACGACAACUGAGGGAAAAGCUUUGGCACGUGGUACAAAUUCACGUUUGCUGUUAGGCGUAUACGUUAUAGAGAGUUUAAGAUUCACGCCAAACCGCAAACGUCAGAUUUAAGUUGAGAAUUUCUCAGAAUGGAAAAUAAGCAGAAAAAAACUGUCCAGAACAAUACUUAUGUAUGAAACUAGCGUGAAACUACUUAUUUUUUAGUUGAAGUAAUAAACAGUUAACGGCAAUUAAGGGAAAAACUUGGUCACGUGUUACAAAUUCACGUUUCCCGGGAGGCGUAAACGUGAAUCUUAAUCUCUCUAUUUUCAUGUUGUCACUUAAAGUUGCUCGUAUACUCUGAGUAGUCUAUGUAGUACAUACAGUGAAAUGGGGAUCAGGCUGUGAAUCAAGUGGUCGCUUACAAGAGGUUAAAAUGGUAGAAAACUUUAAAUCGUCACCCCACCCCUCCCCCCUUCGCAAAAGCGGUCGUUGCUUACGAGAGGGUCCAAGUUCACUGGAAAACCUUUUUGUGUUUUAAAUUGGUUGUCGCUUAUAGGCGCUGGUCGCUUAUGAGAGGUGGUCGCACGUGGAGGUUCGCCUUUCCGACCCACGAAAUUAGUUAGACUUUACAGUUCUUGUGAUUAUCCAUGUUCCCCUGCUAGUUUUUCUGCCAACAGAGUUAAUUAUGGAAGUAGGUGAUUUGGGACGUGUAGCUUGAUUUUCUCAGUCAUUCACGUUAAUCCAGUUCGUGACGUACCGGAAGAACGGGUGGCGUGGACCAGGAGCCCAUAACCUAGACUGAAGGACUCCUUAUUUCGCUCGGAACACGUGACCCGACAAAUUUGGCUCCGCGCGAAAUAGCGAAUCCUAGAGGCUGGGCAAGAGUUAGGGAAGAUGCCGUCAUAUACUUUAAAUUGCGACUGGGCUAUGGUAGCUUGCGGGAUCUGUUGCUUAAAGCCAGGGGUAAACGGACGCAAC
Porites lobata is the source of this 11024-nucleotide messenger RNA. NCBI's taxonomy places the organism in Eukaryota, Metazoa, Cnidaria, Anthozoa, Scleractinia, Poritidae. The record is from the annotation of a GenBank genome assembly.